This is a messenger RNA of Leptopilina heterotoma, 2355 nucleotides long. RefSeq lists its product as uncharacterized. Bases 205 to 2109 code for a protein of 634 amino acids. The record is from RefSeq and is a predicted model, not a curated record. Lineage: Eukaryota; Metazoa; Arthropoda; Insecta; Hymenoptera; Figitidae. The transcript is spliced from 2 exons.
AUUAACGCAGUUUAUCUUUUAAUAAUAUUCCUGUAAUAUUCUAAUUGUUUUGUUAUCAAAUGAUAAAAUGUAUUAGUAAAAUAUACACAAAAAUUUGAUUGUUUAAUUUAAGGAGAUUUUUAAGUCAACUUGAGAAGAGAGAAAAUAUAUUUAGAAAAAAAGAGAGAUUUUGAAAAACCAGUUGACUACCGUUUAACCCGAAAGAUGCCUAUUUAUUCAAAGAGUGCCAGAUGCUUUCCAAAUGAAUGCUACAUUUGCAAAUCGAGAGAAAAUUUAAUAAGAUGCGAAUGCAACACGAUUUCCUACUGUUCUGAGGAUCAUCGACAACAACACUUCUCAACACACGAAAAUUUUUGCAAAGUAGUAAAAGAAUUAUUAAAAGAAAAAGGAAUAGCUCACAUUCACGAAGAGCUGAUUUUUUUAUUCGAUCCCGAGUGGACGAAAAAAAGAGACCAUAUCCGCAAAGAAAUAAAAAAGAAACUAGGAAGAAUUUUAAGUCCACUGGAAAAAUUUAUGCUCGAUUGUCCAAGAAUUUGUUUCGAUUGUCACGAAACGAAACAAGAGAAUUUAAUUGAUUGUCCACAUUGUCCAAUAGCGAGUUUUUGUAAAGAGCACGAAAAUGAUGAAAGUCAUGAAGAAUAUUGUAAAGUAAUGAGCACAUAUUUAGAUAUACUGACAAAGGCCGAAGAAUUAAAUGUUGAUUUAGGAUUUCUAUCGUCUGAUUUUCCAUUUACUGGAGAGAAAAAUCAGUACGCAGGUAAUGAUUAUCUUUCAAUGGCAUACAGAACAGUUGAUACGGAGAUAGAAAGAAUGAUGUCGAACUUAUCUAAAAUUAAUCUCAUUGAUUUUAUCAACGUAGCUUCGAAAAUUAAUAACGCUUUACAAAAAAUACACGAUACGAUUCCAGAGGAGUUGACAAUUCACAUCGAUGCAAUUACAAAAAACAAUUAUUGGGAAUUUCUCCUGCAUCUCAAUCCGCAGAUAAAAAAGUUGAAAAUUGUCACCACUUCGUCAGAAAAUCAGUCAAAUUUAAAGAUGUCUCUUUGUGAAAAUUGUCAUUCAAAGAAAAGAGAAUUGGCUGUUACAUGUUUAAAAAAAUCUUACGAAGAUUAUAUGCUGGAUGGAAAUUAUCAAGAACCAGAUAUUCUUUUUUAUAUUCAAAUCAGUGAUGAAUGUAAUUCCGAAAGAUUAAACAAGUGGAGUGAAUUUAAUUUUUCCGUCGUUUUACGAUUUGAAUUAGAUUCGAAUUUUUGUAAAAUACUACAAUUCCUCUCGCUUUCAACAACGAAGUUUCGAUUUAUUUACGCAGGACAAUUAACGACACAAUUCGCUACAUUAUCGUCACUUGAAAACAAAGACUAUUUUAUAAUUUUGCUAUCGAAGGAAAGCAAAGUUCUUUCUAAAUCUUGUGUUGCAGUAACAGGCGAAAUCUGCGAGGAGAAAAAUGGGGCAAACACAAUUGUCAUUCCUUUAGAAAUAAACAAAAGUUACACCCAAGUUUCUAAAUGUAGUGAAAAUAAUGCAGAUCUUACGAAAAUUAUUGAAUUAGAAUCAGAAGUCAAUUGCAAUAAGGAUAAAUCGGAUGUUGAACCAAACGAACAUCAAUCGUCUAACGUUUCUUUGGACGAGUCAAACGAGAGUGUAAUUGAAAAAGAAAAUAUAAAGGAUGUUGCAGAAUCCGGAAAAGAGAAUAAGAAAGGAAAGAAGAAUAAAUCAUCAAAAACUGAAAUUUGUCAAAAUUGUUUAAAAUCUAUGGAUAAUGAAACUCUUGAUCCAAACAACGAAGAAGGAAAAAAUGACAAUAUCGAUAGAAACAAUUUAGAAGAGCGUAAAGAAAACAAUAUUCUCAAUUUUAAAAAUUUCAACAAGAAUGGUAAACGUGAAGUUAAUUUUUCUCAGUCGUAUCUAAUCAAACAUAUUUCGUAUCUUAAAAACGAAAACGAAGGCUUACGACAACAGUUAAAUUUAUCAUUCAAUGAGGUAACGAAACUGCAAACAAAACUCGAGCAAGUUUCUUUGGAUUUAAACAAAAUUUUAUCUGGUAUUGUCAAUUUUGGAGACACUACAAUAGAAGACACGGAUUCAGUGUGUGAAGAGAGCAAAAUUUAAAUCCAAAACAAUUUUUCUAUUUCAAUUUCUUUAAUGAAGAAUCUUCUAGUUUUUUACUUUUAAAAUUCGAUUGUUACUCCUUUUUUAAUUGUUUUAGACAUUUAUAAUAUUUGAAAAAUAGUUGAAAAAAAAUUUAAUUAUUUGUAUGUAAGUAAUUAUUAUAGAACAUUAUUUCGAUUUAAAAGAAUACUUAUGUAUAAAUUCUAAAUUCCAUUCAAUGUUUUAUUUUUUAUAUGUAUUUAAACA